This is a messenger RNA of Triticum turgidum subsp. durum (durum wheat), 372 nucleotides long. Lineage: Eukaryota; Viridiplantae; Streptophyta; Magnoliopsida; Poales; Poaceae. The record is from the annotation of a GenBank genome assembly.
AUGACAUCACGCGCAGACCAGAAUGACAGAUGGGCCUCCUACGCUGGACCUGGUGGAUGGAACGAUCCUGAUAUGCUUGAAGUUGGAAAUGGCGGGAUGUCUGAAGCUGAGUACCGCUCGCACUUCAGCAUCUGGGCACUUGCAAAGGUUUGGGCCGGACCACUCAGCGGCAACAGAAAGGUGGUGGUUCUAUGGAAUAGGCAGGGGCACCAAGCAACCAUCACCACACACUGGUCAAAAGUCGGGCUUCCGGUAUCCGCGGCUGUCACCGCUCGCGAUCUAUGGGCGCACUCGUCAUUCUCCGCUCAGGGGCAGCUAUCUGCAUCAGUGGCGCCUCAUGACUGCAAGAUGUACAUCCUGACACCAAAGUAA